This is a messenger RNA of Grosmannia clavigera kw1407, 2535 nucleotides long. Its product is annotated as zinc cadmium resistance protein. Gene Ontology annotation, cellular component: membrane. The record is from RefSeq and is a predicted model, not a curated record. Bases 1 to 2535 code for a protein of 844 amino acids. Gene Ontology annotation, molecular function: zinc ion transmembrane transporter activity; protein binding. Gene Ontology annotation, biological process: intracellular zinc ion homeostasis; zinc ion transmembrane transport. NCBI's taxonomy places the organism in Eukaryota, Fungi, Ascomycota, Sordariomycetes, Ophiostomatales, Ophiostomataceae. The transcript is spliced from 4 exons.
AUGGCAGGGCCCUGGCUGCAGCUGCACGUCAAACGGAUCGGAAUUGUCAAGGACCUCAUUAGGCGCGGCGCAGAAGUUGACCUUCCGCUUGAAACUGGGGACUACAGCAGCGCCUUGGCAGCGGCAGCAGUAGGAGAUGGCGUUCUUAUGGUUGAGAUACUUCUCGGAAAUGGCGCCGAUGUGAAUCGACAACUUCGGGCAAAGUACUGCGGUUCUGCUUUGGCCAUGGCUGCUUACUGGGGCCGGAAAGAUCGGGUGCAGCAACUGAUAGAUUCUGGAGCAAGGGUGGAUCUUGUACUGCAGAAUGGAUGUUUCCGUACCACUUUAGAUGCGGCUAUAAGCGAUGUGGAUGGAUCGGAAGAUUCAGACAAGGGGUGUUUGAGUAUCAAGCAAGGCAAAGCUGAAGUCGCAGACAUACUUCGGAUCCUCUCGAACGAAGACACUCUGUUUUGCGUCAGCCGCCCGAUAUUACCGCCGCAUCCUCCCGAGCCCGUCAAGGCCAGGGGCAUUGGGCCCUUCAAUCCCCCAUCCGUUCAGGCCGCCAGUUCCAGUUUCAUCACGAUGAAGGGCUGGACCAAGACGACGCGAAUAUGCGUCAUGAUGGCGCUCGACACAGUGUUCCUGGCAAUUGAGCUGGGCGUCGGCUACUACGUGUCGAGUCUGGCCUUGAUUGCUGAUGGCUUCCAUAUGCUCAACGACAUCAUUUCUCUUGCAGUAGGGCUCUGGGCCGUGAACCUUGCUCGCAAGGAGUCCAACGACCGGUUCUCCUACGGUUGGCUGCGUGCCGAAAUCCUCGGUGCCUUUUUCAACGCCACCUUUCUGAUCGGUCUCUGCGUCACGAUCGUUCUGGAGGCGAUCCAGCGCUUCUUCGAGCCGCCCAACAUCAGCAACCCGGAGAUUGUGCUGGUCGUCGGCUUCUGCGGCCUGGUCUCGAACCUGGUCGGCUUCUGGGUUCUCGGUGGCCACGGCCACUCGCACGGUGCUGCUGAUGAGGAGGCCGGUCACGAUCAUGACCACGACCGCGCCCACGUACACGACCACGUUCACGAUCACAGCCAUGACCACGGCCAUGUCCACGCCGAUGCUUUCGUGGAGAAUGGCGUGGACAACCCGGACGACUGCCCGGACGAGGACCGCGACGAGGAGCUGGCCAUCGAGGCUGCCCAGACGGACGGUACCACGGCCUCUGUCGACGGACUGCGCCACGUCUCCUUCACGCCACUCGACGGUCGGGGUUCUGCACAGUCCCGAGCCACUUCUACUGCACGUCGGCGUGCCAACAGCGGCCGUCGUGUGCCGACGUCGAUUGAGGAUCUCAGCAUCCACCCGGCCAGCUUCCGGCAGGACCUCCGCGAGAUGAUCACGGCAUGGCCGACGCGCGACGACGACGUCGAGGAAGAAACGGACUCGGACUCGACCGGCGAGAACGCGCAGACCAGAGGCACGACCGCCAGCAGCGCCACCGAGCGGACGCCGCUGAUCAGCAGGUCGCAGCUUGACGGGGCUGCCGACAGCGUGUGCCAGCACGACGCCAGCGGACACCACGAACACGAUCACGGACACGAUCACAAUCACACUCACGGCCACAGCCACAACCCUCACGCGCACCAGCGGCCACGACGCGAUUCGCACGGCAACCACCACCACAGCCUGCCCAAGGACCCCAGCAAAGCCGGCGGUCACGGUCACGGCCACAGCCAUGGCGAUAUGGGGAUGAAUGCCAUGGUGUUGCACGUGAUCGGUGACGCUCUCGGCAAUAUUGGCGUCAUUGUGACGGCGCUCAUCAUCUGGAAGACGACGUGGGCGUACCGGAUGUAUGCCGACCCUGUCGUCUCGCUGCUGAUCACGGCCAUCAUCCUGCGCUCGGCCAUCCCGCUGACCAAGGCCACGUCCAAGAUCCUGCUGCAGGCCACGCCCGACCACAUCGACAUCAACGACAUCCGCGAGGACAUCCAGGACCUCGCCGGCGUGCUCAGCUGCCACCACGUCCACGUGUGGCAGUUGUCGGACUCGCAGAUCGUCGCCUCCAUGCACGUCGAGGUAUCCUUUCCCAUUUCCGAGUACGGCGGCGAGAAGUACAUGAAGCUGGCCCGCCGCAUUCGCAAGUGUCUCCACGGUUACGGCAUCCACAGCGCCACCAUCCAGCCCGAGUUUCGCCUCGGCCAGGAGACUGCAAAGGGCACCGGUACUGGCAGCGGAAACGGAAACGGAAACGGAAACGGAAACGGAAACGGCUUCAACACCGGCCCUGCUGACCCCCGGCAAGUCCAAGAGCAGCGCGGCCGCUCAUCCCUCAGCCAUGGCCACGCCGACAACGGCGAGACCGUUCCCGCCGCUGGUGCUGGCACCGGCGACCUCGCUGCCGACGGCGCCGCCGAUGUCUCCUCAGCGCCCGUUCUGGCCGCCUCUCAGCCCAGCUGCCUGCUCGACUGCGUCGACGACUGCGUCGGCCUCGGCUGCUGCUCCCAGACGUCGAGGGCUGGAUCCCCCAACGCCACUACCCACUCAAGAGACCAUGACGGCCACUCCCACUGA